Molecule: messenger RNA, 6857 nt
Organism: Silurus meridionalis
Lineage: Eukaryota; Metazoa; Chordata; Actinopteri; Siluriformes; Siluridae
Gene: synpo2b
Product: synaptopodin 2b
Exons: 4
Coding region: 3791-5785 (664 amino acids)
Biological process (GO): positive regulation of actin filament bundle assembly
Cellular component (GO): nucleus; actin cytoskeleton; Z disc
Molecular function (GO): actin binding
Source: RefSeq, a predicted model, not a curated record
UUUCCAUCAGUGUCAGAAUUGUUGCGGGGGGUUGUUCGAAGACCACGAAUUGUGGAUGUACCCCCUAUGGUACCUUAGUGAAUUCAUCUAGACAUUAAAGCAGUAAGUUGGUUCAAAAAUCAGUUGGAGAGCUACAUAAAUAUGACCUCGGGCAGUCUGCUUCGCUAACACGUCAAAUUUCAACGCUCCAGUUCAGAGUUCUAUAAAAGUCUACUGAAAAUGAUGUCAAAGGGGUCAAAGUCUUGUGGGAACUCACGCAGGUUAAAAUAAUGAUGACAAAAGUGGUACCCAGUCAAAAAUUAACGCCGAGGGUUCCUGGCGAACGCGUCCAUGUGACGAGUUAGGAGCGAGAACGUGUUCUCGUGAGUGACCCGACAUGACUGAUCGGCGUCGAUUAGAAAGUAUGUCCUACAGAGGUACUAAAAUAUCAAAGAGCAGAUAUCUAUUACCAGAACAGCUGUGUGUGCUAAAGAUUUAUAGAAGCCUCAAAGGACUUUUAAGCGGUAUAGAGAUGUCAUAAAAUACAAUCUUAUAACUGCUAGUAUACAAUACGAGGUGGUAUCAAAACUCGCUCUGUUUACAAGAAAGUACUUUAUUUAUCUACGUUUCAACACCAUCACUUUUCAAAUAGUCCCCUUGCACAGUGUGGCAAAAUUGGUCACCGCCCCACUUCCUUCCCAUGAACCAUUUGCUCUCCUACACUGGUGCCGAAACCCAGGUAGGAAAGUAGGGCGGUGACCAGUUUUGACCCAGUCAGGUCUCCCACUCUCACUCCAACAUGGAACACUGAUUCGACAAAUCUUCAACAGGUUACCACACAGCAAUACAGCGCUCCCAGUGUUCUUCUGGAAGUCUCCAGCAUGUCAUGUUUGAAGCAUGUCAAGCACCUCCUGCGAUUCGCUCCAGAUCUCAGCAACAGUGUCCCCAGGUCUUCAUCUCCGGGAAGAGGGCGAAGUCAACAUCAGCCGAAUCUGGCGAGUAGGAUGCGUGUGGAAGUGAGAUCGUGUGGUUUGUUUUUCCGACGAUCAUAAUGCACGAGUUGACCAAUGGUUCCUCGGAGGUUGAGCUUGUCGAAGGUCUUCCUGAGUGGCGCCGUACGCCAAACGUACCUCACGUCAGAUGUCUAAGUAGCAGAUUUGCCCGGUUUCAUGUUGAAAUUCACAUUUGCUCUUGGCUCUAACUUGCCAUCUGUGAUUUCAUCGGGAACGGGAACGCACUUGGUCAGAACAGCACCGGUUACACCAUAAGUCUCCAAACGUUUUGAUCACCACCUCAUAAUUCAACAUUUUAAAUUCAUCCCCACAGUGGGAACGUUAUAUCGUUUCUGAAGGUUUGUGUUGUCUUUGAAAACCUGGUUUCAAGAUACCAUGGUGUGUAUUGAGAUUUCAUGAGCAGGUACAUUUUCCAUUGCAUAUCCAUCCAUAGCCUUCUAUUGCGCUUCAUUCUGCAUUUAAUUCAUCAGGUAAAAAAACUAAAUAAAAAUAAACAUAUUAUUGUGAAAUAAUUGUAGACUCCUUCUUUAUGAAAAUGUACCUGAUGUUUACUAAAACCUGCACACACUCAGAACCUUCAUUUCUCCACCUUUGUGAAAUUGUCUUGUUUUAUGUUAAAAGUCGAGAUUCCAACACAAUCUCAGAUUUAAGCCCAGGAUCUAUAAUAGGUUUUUAUGAAAUAUCAUUAAUGUUCAUAAAUUCAGAGGUUUAUCCAGUAGCAGCUCCUUAAAGGGAUGUCCUCACACAGCACUCACACUUCAUUAGAAUACUUUCCUCAUUUGGUCCACCUUGACCCUCUCUGUGCUUUUGUUCUGUUCAGAGUUGCCCACAGGGAGACUUACAUGGCCAUGUGGUCCAUCAGGAGGAGGAAGAGCCGAGUCCCGUUAUGGUGGAAGAAAACAGCCUACUGAACUGUUUUGUUUGGCUUCCAGGAUGUGAAUGCUGCUUUACUCUUUGGGUCCAAACACUGAAUACCAUUCCAUUUAGAGAGAGAGAGAGAGAGAGAGAGAGAGAGAGAGAGAAGCAUCUCUACACUUCACAAUAUGAAGUCUGAGGAAGAGGAAUGGUUCUUCUCCAGUUUCUCAUACAUCUCACAUUAAUUGAUAGUGUUUUUACAGACUUGGCUAAUCACAGUAACACUGAGGGAGAAGGUAUUGCAGAUGUUCUCAGAGUUUAUCAUGUUCCACACUGUAACUGUGGUGUAGAGCCGACGCUGUUUUAUUAGCAGUGUUAUUAUCAUUAGCCUUGUUUAAUUCUCCACUGUGUAGAUGUUGUGUGGAUGUAAGACCUCGCACCAAAUUACACUGCCAUAUAAAGUGAUUAUUAUGACCCUGUAAAAUCAGUCAGGUUUCUUUCCCAGGGUUCUCUCUUCCGUAGGGUUCUUUUUUAAAAAGUGUUCUCUCACAGGGUUCUCUCUUUUCCAGGGUUCUCUCUUUCACAGGGUUCACUCUUUUGUAGGGUUCUUUCUUACAAAGUGUUCCCUCACAGGGUUCUGUCUUACACAGGGUUCCCUUUUUCCACAAGGUUCUUUCUUUUCCAGGCUUCUGUCUUCCAGGGUUUUCUUCUUUCAUAGGGGUUGUUCUUCUCCAGGGAUCUCUCUUUCACAAGGGUUCUUUCUUACAAUGGGUUCUGUCUUUCAGAGGGUUCCCUUUUUUCCAGGGUUCUUUCUUUCAUAGUGUUCUCUCUUUUCUAGGGUUACCUCUUUUACUCAGUUCUAUUGUUUAUAAGUUUUUAUUUUAUUAUCAGGAUUCUCUCUAAUAGGGUUCUCUCUUUCACUGGGUUCUCUCUUUUCCAGGGUUGCAGGGGAAAAAAACUUGCAGAAAAAUCCUAACACUGUCUAUUGCAUUCCCUCUUAGGGUUCUUUGCUAGGGUUCUCUCUCAGCAUUCUCUUUCAGUAGUCUCUCACAAAGUGUUAUUUCAGGGUGCUUCCUAAAGGGUUCUUCUAAGUGUUCUCUCUCAACAUUCCCUGCCACGGUUUCUUUCUCAGGAUUUUCUCCCAGUGUUCUCUUUCAUGGAUCUCUCUUAGUGUUCUCUACCACUGUUUGUUACCAUGGUUCUUUCUCAGAAUUUUCUCCUAGGGUUCUCCCUCAGAGUUUACUCUAGGGUUCUUGUGAUCUCUAGUGCGAGCUCCAGUUUGUUUCAGUUGUCUAUAUUAGGUGUUGUGAGGAGUGCUGAGCUGUCACACAUCUCUGUCGCUGUUUAAUGUCUCAGGAAAGGUCAGAGAUACUUGAAAUGUCUUUGUCUUCAUUCGGUGUACACACUUUGACUUCGAUUUCACAGGAAAUGAGCUGAGCAGGUAAAAAGUGCUAACCGGAAAUUCUUUCAAACUCAGGAUUGAGAUGGAAUUACAGGUGGAAAAAAAUCAUCUCUGAGAGCAACGGAUCCAUAAGAACCCUCAGGAAGCUGGUCCCUCAGGAGGACCUUUACAGUCCUGACUCUGACCCAGGAAACAAUCCGAUUAGGAAUAUUUGGAAGGAGGUAAAGGAGGAGGAGAAGAUGGAAGAAAAGGAGGAGGGAGAGAGGCAGCAGCACCGUGUCAUGUAUCUUGGGUGGAAUUCAAACCCGGGGUGCUGAGCAGGCAGGGCAGGGGCUCGGCUUCGACUUCACACAGCCAUCAGACUACAGACGAACACGAACACAAAUACAUCUGAAGAAGGACGAGUCUGAAUGAAAGCUCCAAACCAUUAACAGAAAGGAGUGCUGAUUUUACUAGUGCAACAAAGAGUCAUAAAAAGUGGAGAAGAGCCACUAAUUUUAACUAUAAGCAAGAAUAAGAAGAAAUAUCACCUGGGAAGAACAUGGAGCACCUUCCACAGACGAAAGGCAAAGGACUUUUGAUGUUUGCGAGACGCCGCCAAAGGAUCGAUGAAAUUGCUGCAGAACACGAAGAGCUGAGGAGUAAAGGUAUACCGGUGGAAGCAUUCAUUGGGCCUGAGAUUGAUGAAUCCUCAAAACCCUGUCCUCAGGAGGACAUUCCUCCCGUCCAGCAAAAUGGACAAAUUAAGCAGCAACUAAAGUAUCACGAUCAUCAAACUCAACAGCAGAUCUUUCAGCAGCAAAGUCCUGGUUUAAAUGGUAUGGAUUCCUAUCAAGAUUCUUUAGCAACCAAACCCUUGGUGUCCAAUAGAACAGCUAGGCCUUUUCUGGGCGGUCUAAAUCAAUCCCCAACACAAUUUUCUCCUGUGAGAAGUGUCCAUAGUCCAACAAUAAGGAAAUCGGAAAAUAUUUUUAAAGUUCCUGUUCCAGUAAACACAAGCCCACAGGUGUGGUCACCCACAGGAGAUAUAAUUGCCUCUCGUGAUGAACGGAUCGCAGUACCAGCUAUCAAGACUGUAAUUCUGCCUGAAAUGAAAAGGAGAGGAGCAAAUAAAACCCACUCUAAAGAACUACCAGAGGAAGAUUACUUCAGUCUUGGUGCAGAGGCUUGCAAUUUCAUGCAAGCUCCAUUUAUCAGACAAAAACACCCUCCACCAGUCCUUCCCAAACCUACAUUAAACCCACAUUGUCCACCCUGGUCUGCAGAAGAAAAUGCCACUCCCAGUCCGCUUACACCAUCAAGUCCUCUUCCUGUUCAACAGCACUGGACUCCACCUCAACCUCAGCCAGCUACCAAACCCUGGGCUCCAUCACCAACUCAGCCGAUGCCGCAACAGCAUUUACCAACCAAAACUUUAGCUUCAUUUAAACCAACCUGGUCAUCAGAACCACAACAGACACACACCACUGCAACUCCCUUGCAAUCAAAGCUCCCAUGGACUAAAACCCAAACUGAUAGAAGUUCUGUAGUUUCCUGCCCUCCCCAGCGAGCAAGCUCUUAUGUCCGUCCAUCCAGAGCUCCACCAGUUUCUUCAAUCCCUGAAAUUGGAUCCAGCGAUGGUUCAGUCAUUAAGGGGAAAGGUGCAGAACUUUUUGCUAGGCGUCAGACUCGUAUGGAGAAGUUUAUAGUGGAUGCUGACACGGUCCAGGCCAACACGGUCAGAUCCCCCUCACCCACACUAUCCAUGCCAAGCACCUGGAAAUAUUCUUCUAUUAUCCGAGCCCCUCCUCCUGUCUCCUAUAACCCCACAGUGUCCCCCUUCUACCCUCUAGCAGCACAGAAGCAAACAAUUCCUAUGGCAAACUCAAAUAUAAAACCCAAAGCAAACAAGGAGAAACCAAAGACACCACUAAAGCAUCUCAGCGUUAUGGAUGUGAUGAAACAUCAGCCGUACCAGCUGGACUCAUCCCUCUUUACCUACAGCUCCAAUGCUGAAGCGAAGGGUUCAAGCCCAAAAACAUCCCCUCUUCCCCCAGGAGACCCCAAGCAAACCGUGGCCUACAGCUCCAGCUAUCUGCAAGCCUCAUCCCCAGUUCUAUCUCCUGGAAGUGUUCAGUCUUUUCAGCAUGGUGCUCAGGCCCAACCCAGUGGACCAGUCUACAGCCGGAGCCGCUCCAUGUCUCUGCCGAGAAGACACUCCUCCAUGUCCACUCUUUCUCCGGUGUCCAGUCCAGGCUUCCAUCCUGGCCAUGGUUGUGUGGACAGGCAGAUGUCCUGGGCUGAACAUUCUGCUGCUCCUCGGAGUCCCCUGUGCCUGCUUAGUGAAGACCUCGGCUCAGGAAACUUGCCGAGUUUCCAGUCCGCUGUGCACAGGAGGUCACUGCCGGAGGAGAAGCCGGUGGUUUAUGGUCCGCCGUUCAGACCGGCGCAACCUCUUCCAGUCUCCAACAGAUACCCCAUAACCUGCUCUCUUCCCAGGAAUUUCUCUCCUCACUCUGAGUAUUCCCAAACUCACCGAGUCAGCUGGAGGAUGUAGAGGCAUGUGACGCUGAGAUCCUCCUCAUGCUCAUCACCUUCACACAGCACACUCACAGAAACACUGAGGUAAUGAGUGAGGGAUGGAGAAAAAACAGAGAGUCGCGGUGCUCGAGCUGCUGCUGCUCAGGAAUUAUUAAAAAAAUGGUUUUAUUAACUUUAAAAGCACUAAGCACUCAUAUUUAGCAGGUGUUCAGCAUUCUGUGUAGCGUUUAGAGUAGAAAUCAAUGGAAACAGAUGUGAGACAUGUACUGUGCUAACAAUAACUUGCUGUUUUACACAAUCGUUUGAUCGUAUCUCUGCAUUAAGCUCCAUUUGUGUGGAUAUUUUAAAUUAAUCAAUAUCCAUGAUGUUCUACCCUCUAAACGAUGCCCCACCCACUAGCUUCUGCCCUCUGGAACCCACCCCUUGCUCCACCCCAUAGGUUCUGCUCUCUAAACUUUGUACCCUACCUACCAUAUAGGUUCUGCAAUUUAAACCCCACCCCCUGUACCACCCACUUUGUUCUUCCCUCUAAACUCCACCCCUUACUUUGUCAAGUUUUGACCUUUAAACCCCACCCCGACCCUAACCCCUAGGUUUUGCCCUCUAAAUUCUGCCCCUUGCUCCACCCAUUACCUUCUGCCUUCUUAACUCCACCCCCUGACCCACCAUUUCUCUCUAGCUGAAGGAGGGAAUUUACAUGACAGCUGAUUGAACACGUUUAGGAUAAACAGAUAAAGUGUUUGAAUGAUAAAGGUGAUUUUUGCUGUUCUGCUGUAACAUGAAGAAAGAAUGUUGAAGGUGUUGAAUAUGGAAUAUUUUUGCAGAAAGUUUCAGAAGUUUCCAGAAGUGACGUUUUAAGGUCUGGGUGACGUCAGUUGCGAUUUUUCCCUCGCUGUAGUUUUAGCGCGUGUUUUUUCACCGACUCACGAUAAACUUUAGUUAGAAUUGAAAAUGCCGAGGUCAUGUGAUCUGAAGCUCCUCCCACACAUCGCUGCUGGUUUGACGUUUUGCUGCAGAGUGGGCGUGUCCAAACAAAUAAAUGAUGUAACAACACAAUCAAUAAACAAACAAACAAACAAUUGCCACCA